Messenger RNA from Lachancea dasiensis, 468 nucleotides. The record is from the annotation of a GenBank genome assembly. Lineage: Eukaryota; Fungi; Ascomycota; Saccharomycetes; Saccharomycetales; Saccharomycetaceae.
AUGUCGACAUAUGAAGAGGAGCACAACACCAAUCGUGCCGGUGCAGGUCAAGAUGCGAGACGAGACUUGAGGAGCCAGAUUCAUGAUAUGUACCAGGAAAAUGGCACUUCUAAUCUGUUAUUACAGCUGCUGUCACAAAUUAUUCCAGAAUCUUUACAAGAAGAGUUGCUGCAGGAUCAAAAAGAAGGCUGCCCGGAACAUUUUGUGGACUCUUUACCUCGUGUCAAUCAAAGCAAGCUUAGUGACGAAGAGUCUUGUAGUAUUUGUUGUUGUAAUUACAAAGAAGACAAAUAUCCUCUGGUGGUAGAGCUGCCACAUUGCAGCCAUCGUUUUGACCUUGAAUGCGUCGCCGUGUGGUUAUCAAAGAGCACUAGCUGUCCUUUGUGUAGAGAUGAUGUUUUGUCGCACAAGCCGAAAAUAGAUGUCAGCACGGUGGAAGUGGAAGAUGAUUGGGGGAUGUACGGCUAG